Messenger RNA from Cuscuta epithymum, 1190 nucleotides. The record is from the annotation of a GenBank genome assembly. Lineage: Eukaryota; Viridiplantae; Streptophyta; Magnoliopsida; Solanales; Convolvulaceae.
AGAAAACGUGCGCCAAAGCUACUUUCCAUAAACAUGCAAGGAAUCGACGGAUGUAAACUAUCCUCGAGACAUGGCCCCAGAUUCUCACACAUCAACUCGUCCGGUUGCGGAAACUGUUUUGCUAAUAUCCAUUGUUGGACGUUUUGAGUACGCAGGAACCCUAACCCCGCGGUUGCUCAGUGCAGAUUUAAUUGAAGUCCAGGAUCUCGAAUCUCCCACUGAAAAUGAAUCAGGAGAAUGAAACGUCUCACAAAUUUUCUGCACAUGAGAAGAGGAGUGGAAGUCCUAUAAUUGCUGCUAUAGAAAAUCGAGAUGCCAAGAGGCGGUCGAUUGGACUGGCAGAGGAUUCUUCAACCAUGCUUGCUGAAUCUUCUGAGUUUACAAAGCUUGAUCCUCCUCCUACUUGUGCCUUGGACCCGAGCAAAAGUCCGGCUCCUAGAAUUCCCCAAACAAAACAACAACUGAAAGACAUGGGUUCAAUACUUGCAUGUGUGGAUGUUGAUGAUCACGGGUUGGAGAGCUUUAUUUAUUACAUUACUAGUGUGAAUGAUACAAAAGCUGCAGAGGAUGUGCUGAUAGCUUCAGGAUAUGAAAAGGGCUCUAAAGAGUAUAUGGUGCGAUAUAAUUCGUUGAUGCUGAAUCAACGGUCAUACGGACUUACUGUGAAAAGAAAGAACCUUGAUAUUAGCGGGGGUGUGCGUGUGGAAGCUGUAUUGAAUGAAGAUGGCAGAUAUGUACUUGGUAAGGUGCAAAAGCACCGGAUGGGUUGAUGCCUACCACACGCAUCAAACCAUAUGUUAAACAGCCCAUCCAAACACAGAUAAGCUCGGCAGCCUGCUGACCUUUCCACUCACGGCUUUAUACAAUAAGCUCGGCAGCCUGCUGUGUUCCAAUGGAUCUGAUGUCGUUAUUUCCCAAUGAUAAAAGAGUGCCAGAAAAGCCGGGAGACACGACGACAACGGGAAGGUACGCCGCCUUGAUAUUGUAAAGGGGUUAGGGGGUGUUCCAACUUCCAAGCCUCCUCAAGAAGUCAGAACACUGUGAUAUGUGGAUGCCACCAGCCAAGAGCUUACUGAUCUGGUGCUUGGAUCUCAAGUUCUCAACCAUGUAAAAUGCUCCGUACUACGUAAUUGUUUUCAUGGAGCUAUUAAUUGUGCCACCAGAAUAUCCAGAAAUUGAGUAGUUGCAGU